AUGGCCCCGUACGAACCCCCACCCACCGCAUCCUUCCACUCCGCGCGCCUCCUCUACCGCGCCCCAGAGGACAACGAAGAAGACCGCGCCUUCCUCCAGCACGCCAUCCUCAACGACUCAACCAUCCAAGCCGUCAGCACCUCGCGCCUGAGGCGACCACUCCCGCAACGCUCCGCGGAGGAAUUCAUCAAAGCCCUGCAAUCCAGCCUCCUCGGCGUGAUCAUCUGCCUCCCACCCCCGCAGACCACGCCGAAACCAAUUCCAAUCGGCCACCUAGGCUUCUUCAACACCUGGGGCGCGAACGUCGAGCAUAAUCGGAACACGAUGCUGGGGAUCUCGUUGGCGGAGCCGUACAGGGGGAAAGGGUACGGGGCGGAGGCGAUCAACUGGGGCUUGGACUGGGCGUUUCUGCAUGCGGGGCUGCAUCGUGUGAGUCUGAACGCAUUUGCGUAUAAUGAGCGGGCGGUGCGGUUGUAUCGGCGCUUGGGGUUUGUGGAGGAGGGGCGCGAGCGGGAGGCGCUGUUGCAUAUGAGGCGGUGGCAUGAUGUUAUUAAUUUUUCGAUGUUGGAGGGGGAGUGGGCUAGGUUGAGGGGGUGGAUGGAGUAA
This is a messenger RNA of Aspergillus homomorphus CBS 101889, 606 nucleotides long. RefSeq names its product GNAT family N-acetyltransferase. The transcript has 2 exons. Bases 1 to 606 code for a protein of 201 amino acids. NCBI's taxonomy places the organism in Eukaryota, Fungi, Ascomycota, Eurotiomycetes, Eurotiales, Aspergillaceae. The record is from RefSeq and is a predicted model, not a curated record. Gene Ontology annotation, molecular function: acyltransferase activity, transferring groups other than amino-acyl groups.